This is a messenger RNA of Plasmodium relictum, 1734 nucleotides long. Its product is annotated as cytoadherence linked asexual protein, putative. Lineage: Eukaryota; Apicomplexa; Aconoidasida; Haemosporida; Plasmodiidae. The coding region runs from base 1 to 1734 and encodes 577 amino acids. Gene Ontology annotation, biological process: adhesion of symbiont to microvasculature. The record is from RefSeq and is a predicted model, not a curated record. The transcript is spliced from 5 exons.
AUGAAAGAAUUUCGUAAAAUGAUAAUAUGUUUUAUGGAACAAACUUUUAUUUACUUCUUAUUUUUUAUCCUGCAACAAAAAAUAUAUUGCUCUUACAAAGAUAGUAAUAUCAAUGAAUUAAUAAAUGUAAUUGGUAAUGUAGAAUUAUAUGAUAAUUUAAUAAAAUUAGAGGGAUUAAUGUUACAAUCUUUAGAAAUGGAUGAAUUAAAACUACCUAUAUUAAAUCCAGAAAUAAAAAUAUAUCUAAAUAUGUCUAAUUUUAAAGUAGUGAGAAUUAUAAGUAAUAAUGAAGAAUAUGAUUAUAUUAUACCUACUUCUAGGUGCAAUACUGAAGAUUUAGUAAAGUUUGAGUAUAUAUUAAAGGAGCAGUUAGUAAGAUCUUACGAUUCUAAAAACUCUAAUUUAGUUAAAAAAAAAAAUUUAAUUGUGAGAUCUUUAAAAAUAAUAAAAUUUAUGCUUGUGCCAAUGAAUUUUUACAAAAAGACAAAAAAAAUAAAAGAAUCUUUAAUAGAAUUAAAUAGUUUAUUUUAUUAUAAAUCCAAAAGAUUAAAUAAGACCUUAAUUUAUCAUAUAAAAUACAAAAACUGGUUAUUUCAAUUUAAUAAAUCAAAUUAUAAAAAUAUUAGAAAGAAAUUGUUUACACAUAUGCCAAUUUAUACUAACUCAGAUAUAAUUGAGCAUAAUGAUUUAUUUUUUACUACUAAUUCAGAUAUUAAUUCAAUGAAAAAGUUAGAUUAUUUAUCAAAUUUUUAUAACCUGGGAAUAUAUAAUUUAAUAGGUUCUCAUUUUAUAGUUUUAGGGCAUUUUAUCGUCCUAAAGUUAGCUCUUAAAUACUUUUUUAGGUAUUUUGAGUUAGGAAGUGUAAAGUUUUAUAGUUGGCAAAAUAUUUUACAAUUUAAUAUAUCAGAUAGAUUUAAAGCGUUGGAUUUACUUUGUAAUAGAACUGUUAAUUAUGAAGCAAAUAUAAAAAGGAGAAAAAAGUAUUUAAAUAGUAAUUUAAUAUCACCAUUAGAAGAAUGUGGAACAUUAGAGUUUUUAAUUAAUUAUUUUAAUACAUAUCAGAUGGAGUUGUAUGCUUAUGCAAACCAAAUAAAUUUAAAUGUUCAAAUUUUAUUAGAGAAUAACCAUUUGAAAGAUAAAUUUUUUGAUUUUAUGUGCAAUAAUUAUGAGAAUUGUAAUAUAUAUGAAAGUGAUAAAUUUAAAAAUGAAUAUAAUGAAAUAGUGUUAAAAAAAAAUGAAAAAAAUGAAUUUUCAAGAGGUAUUUGUUCUAAAUCUUAUGGAAUAAAUGCAUUUGACAUAUACAUAAAUUUUCUCUAUUUCAUAAAAUAUUACAGUUAUUAUAAUAAAAAUAAUAUUUUGUAUGUACAUCUUUUAAACCUAAUUGGAAUUUUAAAUGGAGAUAGUAAAGCAUAUGUGAGUUCUAUUUAUUUACCAGGAUAUUAUAAUAGUAUUGAAACAUGUUACAUGAAAGAUAAAAAUAGAAAAGUACCCAAUGUAAAAGAUCCAAUAUUAAAUUUUAAAAAAUAUGAUUCAGAAAUAUGUCAAAAUGAAAACAAUAUAACCAUGCUACAAAAAUUUUAUAUUUAUGUUAUUGAAGUUUUGAAAAUUAAUAAUAUAAGUUCAUUAAUAAAAAAUAUGAAAAUUUUUGAAGAUUAUAGUAAUUUUUUAAUGCAUGAUGUAAAUUGGUUCACUUUUUUAUUAUUGUUUAGACUAACUUCAUACAUGAGUAAUUAA